Periophthalmus magnuspinnatus is the source of this 1401-nucleotide messenger RNA. RefSeq names its product serine/threonine-protein kinase NIM1-like. Gene Ontology annotation, biological process: protein phosphorylation; microtubule cytoskeleton organization; intracellular signal transduction. NCBI's taxonomy places the organism in Eukaryota, Metazoa, Chordata, Actinopteri, Gobiiformes, Gobiidae. Gene Ontology annotation, molecular function: protein serine/threonine kinase activity; ATP binding; tau-protein kinase activity. The transcript is spliced from 4 exons. Gene Ontology annotation, cellular component: cytoplasm. The record is from RefSeq and is a predicted model, not a curated record. Bases 25 to 1401 code for a protein of 458 amino acids.
CAACAAUAAGACUACCUAGGAAUCAUGUAUUUAAAAAGCAGACAUAAUGUUGUCAACACUGAAAAGGCAAAGAGGACCAUCAGAGGCAAAACAUGGGCUCAUCUCAAACCUCCUCCAUGCCAAGACAGCAUUUUCUGCGAGAACUCUACAAAACUGAGAAGAGAAAAAUCCCAAUCCUUUAAUCGGGUCAGUGGAGGCGAGGAGGAAGAGGAGGAUGCCCUGCGCUCCACAGUCUUCGGACAGGCCUGUUACGAGCUGAAGCACAAUGAGAGGGUCAUGGAGGAGGUGACCUUUGGGCGCCGCGUGGGACUGUACGAGCUCAGAGGAGAGAUUGGAUCUGGGAACUUCUCUUCUGUCAGACUGGGCGUGCACGUGGUGACCAAAGAGAGAGUGGCAGUAAAGAUCCUUGACAAGUCUCGCCUGGAUAAGAAGUCACAUGGCUUUUUUGACUCCGAGAUCUCUUGUAUGGAGAAACUGUCCCACCCGAACAUUGUGCGUUUGUAUGAAGUCCUGGACACCUUUAAGAGGCUGUAUCUGGUGAUGGAGUACGCCAGUGGAGGAGAGCUGUUCUCCCGCAUCAACACCAGGGGGCGCCUCUCAGAUCUUGAGAGCAAACUGGUGUUCUCACAAGUCAUCUCUGCGCUCAAACACAUGCAUGAUAACAACAUCGUCCAUAGAGACUUGAAGGCAGAAAACGUGUUCUACACCAGCACCUACUGCAUCAAAGUGGGCGACUUCGGCCUGAGCUGCGAGUGCUGCCCAUCUGACCUCCUCCGCUCCUCCUGUGGCUCUCCUCCGUACGCUGCCCCCGAGUUAUUUAAAAACCGAGCUUUCAAUGGCCAAUCUGCGGAUCUGUGGGCUCUGGGUGUACUUCUAUACUUCAUGGUUACUGGGACUAUGCCAUUCAAAGCUACUGACACGAGCAGGUUGAGAAAAUGCAUUUUACUGGGUGCCUAUACUAUACCAUCACAUGUGCCACAAUCAUGCAAGGAUGUCAUACAAGGGCUACUAAAACAACUACCAAGUGACCGAAUAAGUUUACCUCUAAUCUUGGCUAGUGAAUGGUUGAAAGGCAUCGAAUAUCCACAUGCCUACCCAGCUGUUUGCCCUACCCCUUUAAAUCUGUAUAAUGCUAACUAUCUCCUUAGUGCCGACGAAAUGAAUGUCAAAACUGCAUUGGAAGCUCUAGGUGUGACUAAAGUGCAUACGUUAAACAAUAACUUGGAUUUGCGGAGUCCUAUUACCGGGGUGUAUAGGAUUUUGUUGCAUCGCGUUCAGAAAAGGAGCUCAGGGGAAACAGUGGGGUACAGUCAUUGCGUCCAGGAGUCCAGGCCCAAGUGGAGAGCAGGGUCUGACAGUAUGUUAAACAAGAAGCGCUCUGUUGUCUGUGAAGUUAUGUAA